AAAAUUGUUGAAAAGCGAAAAAAAUUAAACUGAUUUGAUAAAUUAUUUUUCAUUAUUAUUAAACUUAAUUAAUUUAGUUUUUUAUUUGCUUUUAUUCAAUGCUUGCUAGGGCCGUUAAUGCAUUGCCUCUUGGGAUUUCUCAAGGAAUUACCAAACUUUACUUUUUAGCAUUAACUUGGAAACAACAAGGAUUACAUAGUUCUCAAGAGCAUCACGCAUUCAAUAAAAUGGAUGUGAAGAUUCUACCAGCCUUGCAAGAUAAUUAUAUGUACUUGAUAGUAGAUAAAGCUACUAAAGAGGCGGCGAUAGUUGAUCCUGUAGAACCCAAUUCUGUGUUAAAAGCUGUGGAAGAACAAGGAGUGAAACUGACUAAAGUUCUUACCACACAUCAUCACUGGGACCAUGCUGGUGGUAAUGAAAAUUUGGUAAAAUUGCACCCUGGCUUAGAAGUGUAUGGUGGUGAUGAUCGUAUUGGUGCUUUAACAAGAAAAGUAAUGCAUAAUUCAAGGUUUAAUAUUGGUAAUCUGAAUGUACAUUGCCUGUUCACUCCAUGCCAUACUGCUGGACAUAUCUGUUAUUUUGUCACACCAUCUGAAGAAGGGGAAGACGGAGUUGUUUUUACAGGUGAUACACUAUUCCUUGGAGGUUGUGGCAGAUUCUUUGAAGGUACAGCUGAACAAAUGCACCAUGCACUGAUUGAUGUUUUAAGUAACCUCCCAAACCAAACAAAGGUUUUCUGUGGUCAUGAAUAUUCUUUGCAAAACUUAAAUUUCGCCUUACAUGUUGAGCCUCAAAAUGAAAAAAUUAAAGAGAAGAUUACCUGGUCUAAGCAACGGAGGGAGGAAGGAAAACCAACUGUUCCAUCAACAAUUGCUGAAGAAAAGUUGUACAAUCCGUUUAUGAGAGUAAUGGUACCUUCUGUUAUGGAACAUGCUAAUCAACGCAACCCUAUAGAAACUAUGAGAGCAAUUCGUCUUGAAAAAGAUGGUUUCAAGGGUUGAUAAAUUAUUAUGUGAACUAUGCAUUUUUUCAUUUUGUUAAAUU
Molecule: messenger RNA, 1044 nt
Organism: Papilio polytes (common Mormon)
Lineage: Eukaryota; Metazoa; Arthropoda; Insecta; Lepidoptera; Papilionidae
Gene: tzn
Product: hydroxyacylglutathione hydrolase, mitochondrial
Exons: 5
Coding region: 99-1001 (300 amino acids)
Molecular function (GO): hydroxyacylglutathione hydrolase activity
Source: RefSeq, a predicted model, not a curated record